AACUGCUAAAAUGAAACUGAUCUAAAAUAGAAAAAAUAGGUUCAGUAUUUCGUACUUGCCCAUCACUACGAUGCCGCUGUCAAAUUAAAAUUGCGUAUGAAGGUCAUCGCUGUCAUCCCGCUGUAAUGUUAAAAAUAUAAACAAUCCGAAAUAAUGGAACAAACACUGCCUUCCGCCAACAUUUUAAAAGUGUACACCAAAUGUGUGAAUUUUGCUGCUGUAAAGCACCGAAAUCAACGUCGGCUUGAUAGUGACGAAACGCCGUACAUAAAUCAUCCGAUCGGUGUUGCUUUCAUUCUUACUGAGGCUGGAAUAACCGAUCCGGAGGUAUUGCAAGCUGCUGUCCUGCAUGAUACGGUCGAGGAUACGGACACAUCAUUUGAGGAAAUUGAAUCCUUCUUUGGUCAGAAUGUUUGCUCCAUUGUGCGGGAAGUAACGGAUGAUAAAACAUUACCGAAGCAGGAACGAAAACGCCUGCAAAUCGAACGUGCCUCUGGCAAGAGCCACCAGGCAAAAUUGGUGAAGCUUGCUGACAAAAUUUACAACUUACGCGAUCUGCAACGCUGCAAGCCGAAAAAUUGGACUGACGACAGGUGUCGUGAAUAUUUUUGCUGGGCAAAAAAGGUUUGCGAUAAUCUUAAAGGAACGAACGAAACGCUGGAAUCUAUUUUGGAUGAUAUAUUUCGGCAGGAGAAUGUCAAUUAAAAAUACAUGUUUCUACUUAACCAGUAGAUAGCAAAGAACCGUACACCGAUGCGGCAAUAAACUGGACGCUGGGUAAA
Anopheles funestus (African malaria mosquito) is the source of this 782-nucleotide messenger RNA. RefSeq names its product guanosine-3',5'-bis(diphosphate) 3'-pyrophosphohydrolase MESH1 (gene Mesh1). The record is from RefSeq and is a predicted model, not a curated record. The transcript has 2 exons. Gene Ontology annotation, molecular function: guanosine-3',5'-bis(diphosphate) 3'-diphosphatase activity. Bases 154 to 705 code for a protein of 183 amino acids. NCBI's taxonomy places the organism in Eukaryota, Metazoa, Arthropoda, Insecta, Diptera, Culicidae.